CAAAAAACAAACCAAGGAACCAUAAAACACCCAAUCAAUACCAAUGCCGACCGAGCAUAAGGGAACGUCUUAACGUGACAGUAGCGGCGCCAAUCCAUUAACCCGUAUGAUGUUUGUAGAGCCAUGAAGUUGGUAUGAAGACCCUGGUCAUGCUGGAUGAACAGGGCGAACAAUUGGAUAGAAUCGAGGAUGGAAUGGACCAGAUCAACACGGACAUGCGGGAGGCCGAGAAGAAUCUUACCGGUAUGGAGAAGUGCUGCGGGCUCUGCGUGCUACCAUGUCAGAAGGGCUCAUCAUUUAAAGAAGAUGAAGGUACCUGGAAAGGAAAUGACGAUGGUAAAGUUGUCAACAAUCAGCCUCAGCGUAUGAUGAUGGACAACGGAAUGGGUCCACAAGGUGGUUACAUCGGCCGUAUCACGAAUGAUGCCCGCGAGGACGAAAUGGAGGAAAACGUGGGCCAAGUGAACACAAUGAUCGGCAACCUGCGAAAUAUGGCCAUUGACAUGGGCAGCGAAUUGGAGAACCAGAACAGGCAGAUCGACAGGAUCAAUCUCAAGGGCGACUCGAAUGCGCAAAGAAUAGCGUCUGCCAACGAAAGGGCGCACGUCCUUCUCAAGUAGACACUUCAAACACAUUAAAAAUUAUUUGAGAAAACACCCCUUCUUCUUUUUAACUACAGACUAUGGCGAGAGCAACGAAACGCGCAUUGCGGUGGCCAAUCAGCGCGCCAACAAGCUACUUAAAUCCUAAAGAGGGCCGAGGCCGCACCACGCCCACCAGGGCAGCCACCGUACUGUGUACUCUAUUUUUUCUCUUUCUAUCUCGAUGUUAUCGGCUUUAGCAUUAUGUAUAGUUUAGAGUUUCGUAACUCGUUGGCGAUGUAGGAUGAGCAGGUAAACUUACAUUUACAUUCAAAAAUAGUGUCAUUAGCAAUACUCUACCAUCACAUUUCCAACGGUUUGACAACCGAUUGCGCACUCCUUCAACGCGCUAGCGUUGUCAAAAGACAAACGGUUUCAAAUUUGAUUGUUUUAGAAAGCAUUUUUCUGUGAAAUACGAUUGAGUAACAGCAUCGUAUUUGACGACUAUUCGACAUUUGUGUGUGGGCGGUCUGUAGGACCUUUGCCUCUAAUGUACGUUAGUCGAAUCUGUCUUCUGGUUGCCUAAACACCAGACAGCCAGACUUCACAGUUGCUGGAGCAACGGACAUCAUUGAUAAAAAGCGAGUAAAGGAUUGGUCCUAGGACCGAGCCCUGUUGACAAACCAUUGUCAAUUUUGAUCCGAAACUUCCUUCCUUCAAGAAAGGAUUUAAGUAAUUUUAGAAGCCUAAAGGAAAACCCUUUUGGAUUAGUUUAUAGAGGAGGCCCGCGUGCCGCACCUUGUCAAACGCUUUUGAGACGUCCAAAAGCAAGAUGCCAGUACUCAUACUGAGGGUGAAUCCUCUGGCCACCUGCUCCACCAGCCUGACUGCCUGUAGCUCGGUACUAUGCUCGGAAUCGUAGAUGAAAACAUGCUGUGGUCGUAUUUGGUUGAGAUUUAUUCAACCACAUUGUGAGUCACUCUGAAAUGAUCCAUGAAUUCACUUACAUUGAUUUUUUCGUUUAUGAAGCAGUAUGUGUUUUCAUCAUCACCCGAAUCGAUAUGUGAGAUCCAAUCGGAUCCUGAACUUGAUAGUUCUGAGAGCAAUACAAACAGUUAUACAAGAUAAAAAACUAGUACACACCAAGUUUUAUAAAAAGGGUUAUCUGGGGUCAACACAAUUCAAAAACCAUAACCCCAAAUCAUAAGGCACCCAUAACAAAACAAGAGUUGUCAAACCGAAAUAGCGGACCUAUAUUCCCCAACUAGAUUUUACCUUUGCUUGAGCAUGUUUUCUCCACUGCGCAUGCUCAGUCGGUCUCGAACCGUUGGAAAUGUGUCGAUUAUUUAUUUACUAUUAUUAAGGCACUCAUCCAAUCCUUCCCCAUUUUUCUCUUAUUUCGCCUUGACUUUGUCUGGUAUUCCCAAACCAAGUAUCAUUCAGACCGCUCCGACUCGCAUAACUUGUCACUGUAGCAGCAUCGAAAUACGAAAUUUGUGUAUAUGUUACGUAGACAGCUUACCAACCAUGCAAGCGUCUGAUUAUUUUGUUGGGAUGUCAUCUUGUAUCUGGUUUGUAUUCUGUUUAGCCAGUUUGAAAGCUACCGCUAGUUCAUCGCUAAUGUACGAAGCACGAAAAACUUACACAGCCGCAAUUUUUAGCUAAUUCACGAAGUAUCUUCAAUAGUUGGAUAAAGUGUGAACUCAAUGUUACUAGUAAUACAUAUUAAUCGUUGGCUGGCAUCUAAACUAGGCACUUCCCUUUGCCAGUUGAUUCGACAAGCGAGGUUAUAUCAAUGGCAAAUGGUAUUGUUGUUGCAGUUAUUGCCGGAUCUUCAUCAAUUAUGAUUGUGGCGGCUUUUGGCCGGAAAUUUCAAAAAGUGGGUUUUCCGAUUACUCAGGCACACAAAAUAAAAAUAAGUGGUUUCUGUUUGAAGUCUGACUAUGUUUUCCCCGUGUAUUUUUUCACGCUGUACACGAAUGUGAGGUCAAAAUUGUGGAAAGAUGGACGAAUAUAAAAGUAAUUUAGACAUCAGAACUAAAACUUUUGUUUUUUUUGUGCAUCUCUCGGAGACAUCUGAAGAGAUGUGCUUUUCACCAAAAAUGCCAAAAUGCCUGAAUUACUUUCUUAUUUCUCCACCGACCCCCUAUUUUGACUUCAGAUUCGUGUUCAGCUUGAAAAAUAACAUGGGAAAAACAUGCACACACCACUUUUCCUAUUUUGUGGGUAUUUUUAGUAACUAGAUGCCUAUAUUAUUUUGUCUCACUUAGCAAUGUUGGGUUCACACUAUAUCCAACCAAUAUUGAUUGCAAACUAGUUAAAAAUCCCGAUUUAAUUGUGUAAUUUUCACACCUUAGUCAUGAAUCUGGAUUGCUUAUAAACGAACCGGUUACCAUACAAACUAACCAAGAUUUGUAGAUGUUUCAGUGGGAAGAUGACUUUCCAUCAAAACAAGCAGGCGUUAUUUAUACUAGUCAAGUAUAACUAACUACUUUAACCAAAAAAUAAUAACUAUAUAUGUAUCGUAUGAAUAUGCACUCAGUAUUGAUACCAAAUUGCGAAUUAACUAUGUGUAAAAAGUCUUAUAUUUCCACGUGCUGUAAAGUGAAGUCUACAUACUCAUCCUUAUAUUUAUCUAUAUUUAUUAUAGCUAUAUCUCUUACUGUAUUUAGCAUUCUAUAAGUGUAAAAGGUAAAGGGUUGUAUUUUUCCGUUUUCGUUAGAAAGAUGAUACUCAAAGGAUAUAUAAUCCGUAAGAUAGUCAAAUAUUACUCUUUACUGUACGUACAUAGGAUAUCUUCGCGUAGAUCUUUUCUUUUUUCUCUAUUGGUCAACUUCAUUUAAACAUUCCAUGUAGUUAAAAAUAUUAUAAACACAACACAGAUAUAUAUGAUGAUGUUGCUUUUUCUGUUUAGACUAUAUUUUUGCAAUAACUAUGAAAAAAAUGAAUGUUGUACCUAUCAUAUAAAUAUUGUGCAGAAACUACAUAAUAUAGUCAUGUGUAUCAUAGUUGGCCAAUACUACUUGAAACCCUUGGCUUGUUAAUUUAUUUUUCUAUCUAGAUAGAUAUUUUAAAAGUUGCUAUAAUGUAGAUAAUUUUAUAAAAUACAGUUGAUAGUACGUAAGGAUACACGAGAAUAGGUCACAAGUGAUGUUAUCGAAAAAAAAUUAACCCAGUAUUAAGCAAUAAUGACUGUUUUUGAAAAUCCUCUGAUACCUCGGUCCAUUGAUAUAUAUGAUUUAUUUACUGCCCACACCAUCAUACCCUGUUAACUGUUUGUGGGUGUUUCCUGUAUACCUUCCAUUCCGAGAUACCUACGCUAUUGUAAUCAAUGAACAACGUCAAUAAUAAUGAUGCGUUUACAAUUUCCAAUGAUCAUCAUACGAGUAAAUAACCGCACAAUCAAAGCGCUGUUAUUUCAGUGGACUGAGAUAUUAGGAUGACUUAUGUGUAAACGUUUCGUUUCGUUGAUCAUGGGUGUGCAAACGAGGUUAUUUAAUUGCACAAAUUCGCACAUUUUUUAAUAUAUCCCACUGGUCUUCGACACUAUUAUGCCUCGUUGAAGAUAAUGUUACUAGUCCACCUUAUCUCGUCAGUGAACGAAAGUAUCACACGUUUCUAAGCUUUACGUUAUUUGUAGAAGAGUCCUCUUGAGGAUUCGUCUUGUUGGUGUAAACAAGAAUUGUGUACCGUGUAAAUAAAAUACGAUAGUGCACUGGUAACAUUAUAAGGUUCCGGGAAAGUGUAUUCUUUCUCCGAAUUUUGUCAUAAUGAGUGAAGAAUUGAUAUUGACGUCCAGCUGGUGUGGUGUUACUCUGUUUCGGACGAUGAUAUCAAUAUUGUUGUUUUUGUUAAUGUUUGAAACAGUUUAUAAUCAAGGGACCUAUGGAAAAAACUUUUUGAAUCCUUAAAUAUCGUAUUGGAAUUUUAAGCUCAGUAGAAUAUUCGCGAGCUGUUGCUGAUUUAUUGCAAUUGAUAACAUAGGCAUACUCGCCUUAGGGAAGCUUCACUGACAUUGAUACCAAAUCUUACUUUACUGUAUGUAAGAUUAUUUUUCACUUCCGGCAUUGUAAAAAACAGCAAGUACCGUUAGCCAUAUAUUUAAACUGGAAGUCUUAUAGAUCUGUACUUUGCAAAUAUUUUUUUAUGAAGUAAUAGUUUUUCAUACUACAAUAGCUGUCUGAAUACUGCUUGAUAUCUACAGAGGUUGCAGAGAGUAGUUAAAAUACUAAUAUGUUAUUGAAAAUAAUCUCAAUUUGUUGCUGUAGAGGAAAAUUGAGACAAAUUACAUACGAGAUCGGUGCAAGAUCAACAUAAGUACACCGUAUUGCUGGAACUGGAUGAUUCAGUACUGUGUUGGUAAUAUGGGGCGUGCAAAAACGGUCAAAGAUGGCAAAAUUGGCAGGCUGUGCCUCCCCACUAUUACUACUACUACGACAUACCUCACAAAACAGUAUUGGUUUACCCAUUAUACAGAGUGUAAUUCAACUGAUGACUAAAAUACAGGAUAUGAUUCCUUAGCUCAUUUUAGGGAGAACAGUUGAUAUGAACAUAUGUCCUAAACCUCUUAACUACAUCCAGAACUGGCCGAUACGACCGCUCGUUUGUCCCGAGGGUGUCGAGAUUGUGGAAAAACCUACAAGAAAAAGCUUUUCCCUGUUCUACUAACCUUAGGCAGUUCAAAAAUCCUAUUAACAAAAUUUCUGUGGGAUCAUCAUAGCAGCCGCGGUGUUCUGGCAUUUAGGCUUCUGCCUGUGCGGCUGCUUCGAUAUAUACAAAAAAAAACUUUUGAGCUAUUGAGUGUUAAAGCUUUAAGAAAAAAAUCGUUUCCUUAUCAUACUGUUCUAGAUAUUUUCAUGAAAUUUGAUAUACAUCUACUACGCACCAAUAGGGAAUAGGCAUUUUUUGAUGUAGAAUAUUUUUUAAAUAUUCCUACCAGUGACGUAGAUCAAAUAAACUAAUACUAUUUGAUUUAUCACAAGAAUGGUUGAAAAUGUCCUCCUGCUAGAAUGCUCUUUCUCUUGGAUUGGCCGAUCCCAGAAUCUUUUAUGGUUUGGCAAGAAAGUAAAAUUGUCUGCCUUAGUUCCUCUUCAGUUUGAUCCAGUGUACACUAAAGUCUUGAGGUGCCCCCAGAAAAAAAUAGACUAAAGAAAGUGGCGAUAGUAUAGUCCAUCAAGUCCCCUUGGAAAAAAGAACGGUCCUAUGAUGAAAUCUCCAACUAUCCCAGCCCACACAUUCACGGAAAACUGCUCCAUGAUGUGCGUAUUGGUUUUCUUCGGUCCAUAAAUGAUCAAAGGAAAUUUAAAUGCAUUGGAAAAUCACGCGGCAGUAGUGCUUGAACCCUUUGAAUUUGAUACAGGUAUAGUAAAUUAUCAACAAGAAUUUUCCAAAUAAGAAAAUGGGAAACAUUAAACAGUACCUCAAUUUUCCUAGUACUUGUUUCUGGAUGGUGCUCAGUUGUAUUUAAAACAGCUUCCUCUAAUUCUGGUGUUCUCACCGUGUGAUGUACACCUUUUCUUUCCUGUCAGCAGGUAAAAUGAGCUCAAAUUCGUUGCAAAAUAAAUGAGCAUUGAAAAAUGAUUUUUAUUUUCGGAAAAAAAAAUGGCGUACCACAUUUUUUUGGAAAAAUCUCCAGUAUACAUCACGUACGGGGACGCCACUGGUAGAAGUAUUAAAAAAUAUUCUACAUCAAAAAACGCCUAUUGGUGCUUUGUAGGUGCAUGUCAAAUUUCAUGAAAAUAUCUAGAACAGAAUUAAAGUUACAAGAAAACAAAUCUUAGCUCAAAAGUUAAGAGGUAUAGGACAUACUAAGUUCAUAAUAACUUUUCUGCCUAAAAUGAGCUAAGGAAUCAUAUCCUGUAUUUUUAGCCGUCAAUUAAAUCGCAUCCUGUAUUUAUGAAAUCGUAUUAGCUAGAUUUUCAUUAAGGCGAUCUUAUGAUACUUUUUUGAAACAAAAUCCCCAGCAGCUCGAAAAACAAAAAGUUUGCAUUCUGUAGUCCUAAAAGUUGUUGAGGGAACAGAAAGAAAGGGCUUUUAUCCCAAUUUUUAACUAUAGUAAUAUAUAUCCACUGUGAUUAGUCAUAUCCAAUUGAAAAAAAUUGUUCCCGCCUUCGUUGAGGCUUGAUGCGUCUUCUUCUAUUGAUUACGGCUAGUCUUUUUAAGUGUACAGUGUUUAAUUUAGACCCUCGACUACAUAGUAUUAAGAGUUGAGUGAUAUUUACAUAUAUAAGGAAAAUGGCUGUUGCAUUUCGAAGUAUGUACAAAAUAUCGAAUUGUUGGAGAAUCGCAUUAAGAUUUCCACUUUCUGUCUUCUAGAUAAACACACUGGAUACUACCAAAUACUUACACAUACAUUUCAAGUCGAAUUGCCUCUUACAAUAUUAGAAAUAACAAUCAGAGGGAGGGAUAACUUGAAACUUUGACAUAGCUGAGGGCAAAACUAGUUUGAUUCAGAAACUCAACCUCCACAAUUGAAUGAAAUAGGAUACUUUUAAUGUUGGGUCCAUACCUAUAGUUCAAACGUACUAGAAGUCUCCAUACGUUUUGUAGAUCAUUGAUGAAAACUUUGUAAGAUCAUUCAUAAAUGAUAUAAUGAGAGGCAAUGUAGUAUUUUGGGUAUUUGCCUAGAUUUUUGAAGGAGUAAAACUUAAGCACAGCCGGUACUUAUGUGAAAUUAGUUCCACCAAAAUAUUAAACGAAAUGUGCCAUCAAUUAUAUUUGCAGCGAUUAUUUCUUAUAAAAUGUUUUUGGAAAUGUGUGGCAAGGGUAUGACUAUAAGCUUCAAUAUUUUGUACGUCCAUAUUGUUGAAUGGUGCAAGUGAGUUUUAUUUAACUUUAGCAGGCUAAAUACAGCUUUUAAUAGUUAGGGCCAAACAAAAUGGCCGACAAUAUGGUAAAGAAAUUAUUUAUAUUACAUAACUGGGUCAAAACUAGAAAUUUUCGACCUGGCCUGGCGGGUUAUAUCUCAGAUCAGGCUCAAAAUCUUCCUGGUAAGUACCUAUCGAGGCAUGAGGUUUUGUGAAAAAAAUUCUAUCGUUUUGGCAGCUUUUCCAUUUUCCAGCUACUCCUGUUCCUGGAAAGCAUUAAGCCGACUGUGGUAAAAUUGUAAAAUGAACUUCAAAUUGCGAUCUAAUAUUUCGGCCAGGUGUUUUUUUUUUCGAAACUUUGCAGCGUUUUAUGAAGUGACAUUUUCAAAUAACAGGCUUCCAAAUAUAGAUAGGAGGAGUCGUUAUGGCUCACUUUGAGAAACACUGAUAUAGAGGAAUAAAUUGGUCAUUUUUCUUUACAAAAAACAAAUAUUUUUUGCGUUUUUCUUUUCGGACGGCAUAGGAAUUGUCAGCCAAAUGAAACAGUGAAAAUCUUCGGAAAAAUCACUUUUGACUUGAACAUCUGUCGAACGAGUUAUCUGAUCGCAAUUCGGAGGUCAUUUUCGAACUCCUUGGACAAUGUCACUUGGGAAUAGUCAUAUAUUCUGGGACCUACUGCUUUCUAGGGACACAAGUAGCGAGAAAAUCGAAACAUUGACAAAACGCUAAAAAUAAAAUUUUUGUUGAACCUCAGAGCUUUGAGCGCUACAAUUUUUCAGAGCUUCUCGUGUCUAUAUAAAACAAGUCGAACUCGAUCUGAGAUAUGACCCGUCAUCCAGGUCGUGGAAUUUGUAGGUUUGGCCCAACUACAUAUUCAAAUGUAUAGAGUAGGCAUUUCCGAUUAUGUAAUUAAAAAUGUAUUACUGAAAGCGUU
Messenger RNA from Acanthoscelides obtectus, 8321 nucleotides. The record is from the annotation of a GenBank genome assembly. Lineage: Eukaryota; Metazoa; Arthropoda; Insecta; Coleoptera; Chrysomelidae.